Brassica oleracea var. oleracea is the source of this 2229-nucleotide messenger RNA. Its product is annotated as heterogeneous nuclear ribonucleoprotein 1-like. The record is from RefSeq and is a predicted model, not a curated record. Bases 281 to 1777 code for a protein of 498 amino acids. The transcript has 4 exons. Gene Ontology annotation, molecular function: RNA binding. NCBI's taxonomy places the organism in Eukaryota, Viridiplantae, Streptophyta, Magnoliopsida, Brassicales, Brassicaceae.
GCCUUUUGUCUUUCUAUCUCUACAUCUCUCUCCUCCUCCUCCUCCUCCUCCUCUCUCUCUCUAUCUUAGAACGCGUUCUCAGUACGUUUUUGAUUGACGCCAUUGAAAUUGAGUUAAAUCGGUUUGAAUCGGAUUGAACAGAACCAUUAUCAUUUGUGUUUUUCGUUUCUGUGGAGAAAAGGGGGCAGGUUCGAGUUAUGCCCUCUAUUCAAAUCGUGCCUAUCCUCAGAUCUUAGACGAGAUUCAGCAUCUGGGUUUUCUUAACCUGAUUGAGGCAAGAAUGCAAUCCGACAAUGGAAAGCUGUUCAUCGGAGGGAUAUCUUGGGACACCAAUGAGGAACGUCUCAAGGAGUAUUUCAGCACCUUUGGUGAAGUCAUCGAAGCUGUGAUCUUGAAAGAUCGCACCACUGGUCGUGCACGUGGCUUCGGCUUUGUUGUCUUCGCUGAUCCAGCUGUUGCUGAGUUUGUUAUUACAGAGAAGCAUCAUAUCGAUGGAAGAUUGGUUGAAGCCAAGAAGGCUGUUCCUAGAGAUGACCAGAACAUGGUAACUAGAAGCAACAGCAGCAGCAUCCAAGGAUCACCUGGUCCAGGAGCUCGGACAAGGAAGAUAUUCGUCGGAGGGCUACCUUCCUCCGUCACAGAGAGCGAUUUCAAGACCUACUUUGAGCAGUUCGGGACAACAACAGACGUGGUUGUUAUGUACGACCACAACACACAAAGGCCUAGAGGUUUCGGAUUCAUAACUUACGACACCGAGGAGGCGGUUGAUAAAGUGCUGCUCAAGACGUUCCAUGAGCUCAACGGUAAAAUGGUUGAGGUUAAGAGGGCUGUGCCGAAGGAGAUGUCUCCAGGUCCAGCUCGUAGCCCUCUUGGUGCUGGCUACAGCUAUGGUGUUAAUAGGGUUAAUAACCUCUUGAAUGGAUAUGCUCAAGGGUUUAAUCCGGGUGCGGUUGGUGGCUACGGGCUUAGGAUGGAUGGCCGGUUUAGUCCGGUUGGUGCUGGGAGAAGCGGGUUUGCGAAUUUCGGUUCUGGCUAUGGGAUGAAUAUGAACUUUGAUCAGGGGUUGCCCACAGGGUUCACUGGAGGUAAUGGAAACUUAGACUAUGGGCGAGGGAUGAGUCCUUACUACAUUGGGAACACGAACCGGUUUGGUCCUGGUCCUGCUGUUGGUUGUGAAGGAGGCAGUGGAGGAGGAGGAGGAGGAGGAGGGAACUCGUCCUUCUUCAGUUCGGUUACAAGGAACCUAUGGGGAAACAACGGUGGUCUUAGCUAUAACAACAACAACAACAACGCUGCAAACUCAAACUCAAACUCCAAUACAUACAUGGGAGGAGGAGGAUCAACAAGUGGGAACAACAACACGCUUAGCGGCGGGCCGUUUGGAAACUGGGGUGCUCCUGGAGGUGGAGGUGGAGGAAACAAUGCUGUUGGUAACGAGAAUGCGAAGUUUGGUUAUGGAGGAAACGGUGAAUCUGGUUUUGGGUAUGCAGCAAGGAGCAUAGGGCCUAGCAAGGCAGCACCGUCGUCUUCCUUCUCUUCUGCCUCGGCGGGUUAUGAUGGAGCAGGACUUGCAGAGUUUUACGGAAAUGGUGCAGUGUAUAGUGAUCCCACUUGGAGAUCACCAACUCCUGAGGCAGAAGGGCCUGCUUCUUUUAGCUAUGGGAUUGGAGGAGGAGGAGGAGGAGGAGGUCCUUCUUCUGAUGUGUCAGCUAGAAGUUCAUCUCCAGGUUAUGUUGGCAGUUACAAGAGACAACCAAACAGAGGAAUUGCUACUUAGUACAUUCGUUUUUGUUUUACCACGAUAUAUUGUAGGCGAGGCUCCAUCAAGGUGAAGGAUCUGUUGUGUCUUUUGGCGAAUCUUUUAGAUUAUCUUUCAUACAAAGCAAAAGCCCAUGAGGACAAAAACUUGAUCAUAUCAUCAUCAGCUAGAGCUAACCAGAAAAAUCCCCUCAUGGUUUGGUUUUCUAAAUUCAUUGGUCCUCCUCUUAGGCUUCUUCUCUGCUUUUUCCUUUUUUUCCUAUUUUUGUUUUUUUCUUUCUUUAAAUGAGGGACAGUAGAAACUGGUGUCAAGUCUCUGGCGAGGCAGUAAUACAUAAGAAGAGUUCAAAUAAAAACCCAAAAAAGAAAAGAAAACAAUGAUCCUUCUUCCUUAGUUUUCUUUAUUGUCAUGUAAUGGUUCUUCUUCUUGUUCUUGGGGUUAUGUCUUUUAAGGUUUGGUGUUUUGAGGCA